Molecule: messenger RNA, 522 nt
Organism: Doryrhamphus excisus (bluestripe pipefish)
Lineage: Eukaryota; Metazoa; Chordata; Actinopteri; Syngnathiformes; Syngnathidae
Gene: fabp10a
Product: fatty acid binding protein 10a, liver basic
Molecular function (GO): lipid binding
Source: RefSeq, a predicted model, not a curated record
AAAAGAAGUGGAAGCCUUCAGACACCCUCCACACGUUGUUGAGCUCCCCUCACAACCUGUCCAAGCCCAUCCUUUGGUGAAGGAGAACCUCCUGGUCGACAUGGACUUUAACGGCACAUGGCAGGUCUACGCUCAGGAGAACUAUGAGGAGUUCCUCAAGGCAAUGGAGCUUCCCGACGAGGUCAUCAAGAUGGCUAAGGACAUCAAGCCCGUGACGGAGAUCACACAGAAGGGAAACGACUUUGUAGUGACCACCAAGACCCCCGGGAAGACAGUGACCAACUCCUUUACCGUUGGCAAGGAGGCUGACAUCACCACCAUGGACGGCAAAAAGCUCAAGUGCGUUGUCAACCUGGAGGGGGGCAAACUAGUCUGCAAAACUGGCAAGUUCUGCCACAUCCAGGAACUCAAAGGAGGGGAAAUGAUCGAGACUUUGACCAUGGGCUCUGCAAUGCUCACCAGGAAGAGCAAGAAAAUGUAAACCUGGCAAUGACAUUUGAAAUAAAGUUAAAUAUCAAAGUG